UCUAUAUCUCUCGAUCCUCGUCCUCGUCCCUCGCACGACACAGGAUAAACUCGGUCCCUCGCCGCGACACUAGUUUCGCACACAACAAUCGAGCCCUCGUCUCUCACUCUCGUUCUCUUCAAAACCCCCGAUUCAUAAUUUCAUAUCUCCUGAGAAUCUCCGCAAUAUUAACUUUUUUUUUUUUUUUUCAAGAAAAAAAUCCAUACCUAUCUCACAGUUUCUCUAUAAAUCCACGCCCAUUUCAAUAUAUCCAUAGUAACCAAUCAAUAAUGACGGACACCGUGUUCUCAAAGCUAUCGGAAGACAUCGUGCUCGGCAUCUUCUUCAAGCUUGAUGACGACCCGCGCAUAUGGGCCCGCCUCGCCUGCGUCUGCACCAAAUUCUCGUCUCUGAUCCGCACCGUUUGCUGGCGGCACAAGUGCUCCACCGCCAUCCCCUCCGUUGUCUCCGAUCUCCUCUCCUCCUCCGUCGCCAGCUCCUCCUGCCCUCCCGGCGGCUGGGCCGCGCUUCAUAAGAUCGCCGUCUGCUGCCCGGGCCUCUUCCACGCCGGCGUGCUCCUCGAGAACUCGUAUUUCGGCCUCGAACGAGAACUCGGUCGGAACGAGAACCGAAGCACGUAUCCCAUUGCACGAUCAAAUAUCCCAACAUCCUCCACUGCCCCUUGUCCUAGCCAUCAUAUAGAUAAGGCUAAUCCAACAGCUGCUUGUUCCUGGUCACUCUUUGACGACCUGUGUUAUGAUACUGUUUACAACGUUUCGGAUUCCCAAGAUGUUUCCCACGCUGUUGGUGGUGAAGUUGUUACGGUGGGAGGAGAGUUCACGGCGUCGAAGAGGAGGAAGAUUUAUCGGUCUAUGCGCUCGCAUUUGGCUUCUGGAGUUUGGAAUUUGAGCCGCGAGCAAGGGAGCAAGCUCCUCGCUAGACAGUUCCGGGAUGAUUGUCUUUACGUUUGUGGUUGGCCGGGGUGUGUUCACUUCGAGGAGAAGCGGAAUUAUAUGCUUUUCAGAGGAAUUUUCAAAAACUUCAAGAGGUCACGGGUGUGGAGAACCAUAAGCGAUGGGAAUAGGAGCAAGGUCGGUCUGAAUUGCGCGUUCUGUCCCUGCAAAGAGACUUGGGGUCUGCACUCCGCGUAUUGUUUGAGACGAACUUUCGGGUACUACGACGAUGGUGAGCCGGUUGUUCGAGCUUAUGUCUGUGAGAAUGGGCAUGUCUCUGGAGCGUGGACGGAUUGGCCAUUAUACACCUAGUGCUGUCAAACAUUUAUUUCUAUGUUGUGGGUAUCUUUGUUGUGGUUUAUUGGUUAUAUCAUUUCUCAUUCGCAUAUCUAAUGAUUGAAGAAUUUGUGGAACUAAGGGAUCCCCGUUGUGUUUUAAUGAAUAUGAAGGUUUUUACGUA
Molecule: messenger RNA, 1392 nt
Organism: Carya illinoinensis
Lineage: Eukaryota; Viridiplantae; Streptophyta; Magnoliopsida; Fagales; Juglandaceae
Product: phytochrome A-associated F-box protein-like
Exons: 1
Coding region: 270-1244 (324 amino acids)
Molecular function (GO): protein binding
Source: RefSeq, a predicted model, not a curated record